Verticillium nonalfalfae is the source of this 2331-nucleotide messenger RNA. RefSeq lists its product as uncharacterized. Gene Ontology annotation, biological process: phospholipid biosynthetic process. NCBI's taxonomy places the organism in Eukaryota, Fungi, Ascomycota, Sordariomycetes, Glomerellales, Plectosphaerellaceae. The record is from RefSeq and is a predicted model, not a curated record. Gene Ontology annotation, molecular function: glycerone-phosphate O-acyltransferase activity; glycerol-3-phosphate O-acyltransferase activity. Bases 1 to 2331 code for a protein of 776 amino acids. The transcript is spliced from 2 exons. Gene Ontology annotation, cellular component: endoplasmic reticulum membrane.
AUGAGCGAUCAGCCUGGUAAGGCCGCCGCCGCGGCGCCGCCUACGGGCCGCAUAUCGAAGAAGAGGCCCAAGGAGCUGUAUCCCAUGGUGCCGUGGAAAUACGACCUCUUCCUCUGGGUCAUGGGUGUGCUGGUCGACCUCUUCUUCCGCGAGGUUCACCCCCGAGGCACGUGGAAGGUCCCACGGACCGGUCCCGUUCUCUUCGUCGCCGCGCCGCAUGCCAACCAGUUUGUUGACGCCCUCGUGCUGUACCGAACCCUACGCAACGAGGCCGGCCGUCGCGUGAGCCUGCUGAUCGCCCAGAAAUCUGUUCACGGCUUCAUCGGCUGGGGCUCGCGCCAGGUCGGCUCCGUGCCUGUUGGCCGCCCUCAGGAUGCCGCGAAGCCUGGCACCGGCACCAUCUACCUGCCCGACCCCGACAACGACCCGACGCUGAUUCGCGGCGUCGGUACAAAGUUUGGCGAGGGCGAGGGCGAGGUCGGCGGCAUGCUGUUCCUGCCCUCGACCAAGGGCCACACGGGCGCCAGCAUUGACAUUGCCGAGAUCGUCAGCCCCGAGGAGAUUCGCAUCAAGCGCGCGUUCAAGGGCAAGAUUCCCAUGCGCCAGCUGACGGGCCGUGACGACGGUGCCGGCAGCGGCCUCUCGGAGGAGUUCCAAGGCACAAAGUACAAGCUCGCGCCCAAGGUCGACCAGACCAAGGUGUAUGAAGCCGUCUUCAACCGUCUGGGACACGGCGGCUGCGUCGGCAUCUUCCCCGAGGGCGGCAGCCACGACAGGACGGAGCUCCUGCCGCUUAAGGCCGGCCUCGCCAUCAUGGCGCUGGGUGCCCUCGCCGAGGACCCCGACAUUGGGCUGAAAAUCGUGCCGGUCGGCAUGAACUACUUCCACGCGCACAAGUUCCGGUCGCGGGCUGUCAUUGAGUUUGGCGCGCCGUACGAGAUCCCGAAGCGCAUCAUCGACAUGUAUCGCAACAACCAGAGACGCGAGGCGAUUGGCGAGCUCCUCGACACAACGCACCAGAUUCUCAGCGCCGUCACCGUCUCGACACCCGACUACGACACGCUCAUGCUCAUCCAGGCGGCGCGGCGGCUCUACAACCCCACUGGCAAGAAGCUGCCGCUGCCGGUGGUCAUUGAGCUCAACCGGCGACUGGCGCUGGGCUACGAGCGGUACAAGGAUGACGAGCGCAUCGUGCACCUGUCCAAGGCGGUCAAGGAGUACAACCGGCAGCUGCGCUACGUCAACCUGCGCGACCACCAGGUGCAGUACGGCAAAAUGUCGACGCCCAAGGUCAUCCUGACGCUCAUCUACCGCAUCGGCAAGCUGCUGACACUGCUCGUCGGCGUGCUGCCGGGCCUCAUUCUCUUCGCGCCCGUCUUCAUUGCGGCCAAGGUCAUCUCGAUCCGCAAGGCUAAGCAGGCGCUCGCCGGAUCGACGGUCAAGAUCCAGGGCCGCGACGUCAUGGCGACGUGGAAGCUGAUGGUCGCCAUCUUCUUCGCGCCGACGCUGUACAACUUUUACUCGGCCGUCGUCACGUGGCGCGUCUACGUCGACCACCUCUGGGGCACGGUGCCGGCGUGGGUGCCGUGGUGGACGGCGUACCUCGUCAUGUGGCCGCUCAUGGUGGGCAUCAGCUUCGCGGCGCUACGCUUUGGCGAGGUGGGCAUGGAUAUUUUCAAGUCGCUGCGGCCGCUCGUGCUGUGCCUCAACCCGGCGUCGAGCUACAACAUUCACCACCUGCGCGAACGCCGCGCACAGCUCAGCACGGAGGUCACGGACGUCAUCAACACGCUGGGGCCCGACAUGUUUCCCGACUUUGACAAGACGCGGCUCGUGGCAGACUCGCAAGGCAGCAGCCGAGGCACGGCAGCCACAGCAGAUGGCCGGCCCUCGACGCCGCCAUAUCAGCAGCAGCAGCAGCAGCCAUAUGGUCAGCGACGCGACAGCGAUGCGUCAAGCAACUACGAUGCGCAGACACCGCCGUCGCUCGGACGGCGCAACACGACCAUGUCGAGCCGCGGGCUGCCGCGCAACGAGUCGUUCAGCAACAUUGGCGGCGUGGGCAUCUUCUCGACGCGGCCGCCGUCGCGGUCGAGGAGCCGCAGCCGCAGCAGCAGCAGCGGCGGUGGCUUCGGCUCAGGCGGGUUCCCUGUCAGCGGGUUCACGACGCUCGAUUCGCAGGGUGGGUUUGAGGUGGCGAGUAAGAAGAUUCGCGAGGCGAUGAAGCUGCGCAGGCGGAAGAGCGGCGACGUCAGGAAGAUUGAGAUUGGCGACGACAGCAGCGAGGAAGACGAGGACGACGAGUACACAGAGGCGAGAAAGAAGACGUAG